CGCUCUGCCAUGAGGGGUGCCCGGAGAGAGGGGAGCGCUCUGCCAUGAGGGAUGCGCCCGGAGAGAGGGCAGAGCUCUGCCCUGAGGGAUGCCCGAGCUGGUCUCUCUGGGCCUGCGAACGAGACCAGCAGUGUGGAGGCGGGAUGUGCUGCGCCGUCAGCCUCUGGAUCCGCAGCCUGAGGAUGUGCACCCCGAUGGGAAACCUGGGAGAUGAGUGCCACCCCUUGAGUCACAGAGUGCCCUUCUCGGGGCGGCGGACACACCACAGCUGCCCGUGCCUGCCGGGCCUGGCCUGCCUACGGACUGCGCACAGCAGAUUCAGGUGUUUACCCGCCUUCAGGAAAGAAGACGUCUUUUUUUAGCAGGGACUCUUUCUGCGCUGCAAAGAGCCGCUCAGUGUUUUCGUUCUCUCGUUGUUGUGACGGAAUAAAAAGGGUACUUGCCAGGGGAAACCCUUCACCACACUUUCCUGCCUCACCAACAUCAGCUGGAGAUGAGACGCUGCUGUUGUGGCCGAGGUUUUCAGGAGGGACCCGCGGUGGAAGAUGCUUUUGUUUCGGGGUAGCCAAACAACAUCUGCUAGAGCAGGGGCUUGACCAUUCCCGAAUCAUUGUGUGGGCUCCAUGGUUCCAGUUUAACCCCAGAAUGAAAAAAAUCCAAGUUUGUAGCCGGUUUUGGAAAAAAUUGGCCACAUCUUUACACUUCGGAAUACCUGAAUUGAACUGAGAGCUGGGUAACUGCAUAGUGUGAAGCAUAUGAGAAUUGCCAAAAGAGCUGUAUUUACAUUGCAUUUUGUAUCUUUAUUAAUAUAAUUUUAUUUAAGUUAGGCGCACCUCUAGGGUAAAGGUUUAACCAGUAGAUUUAUACUUUUAAAAAGAGGCAGGUGGAACCAAAGCAUUUCAGUACUCAGAGCAUUAAAAGAUUUUCUUAUUUUAGCAUUCUAAGAUGAGAAGUUGUUGUUACUUGAAUUGGUGUAAAACUACCUGAUCAUCUCAAACUAUGUGUUAAGAUGUAGUUUAUAUUAAAGAAAAAAGGAACCCUGAAGUUUAUUGUAAUAGGCUGCCUGACUUCUUGUAUAUGUAUCAAAUUUGCUGUGCAAAAAAUUCUGUAUCAGAAUGGCAGUGUACGAUUUGAUUUAUUUUAAUAUUAUAACAUUAUUUUGUCA
Molecule: messenger RNA, 1165 nt
Organism: Hirundo rustica (Barn swallow)
Lineage: Eukaryota; Metazoa; Chordata; Aves; Passeriformes; Hirundinidae
Gene: PROK2
Product: prokineticin 2
Exons: 3
Coding region: 45-362 (105 amino acids)
Source: RefSeq, a predicted model, not a curated record